Adineta steineri is the source of this 468-nucleotide messenger RNA. The record is from the annotation of a GenBank genome assembly. Lineage: Eukaryota; Metazoa; Rotifera; Eurotatoria; Adinetida; Adinetidae.
AUGAAACGUAUAACACAAAUUCUCGCUUCGAUUUUCUUCGUUAUUACAGUUGUAACUAUUUAUUUCGGAUUUGAUUUCGCAAUCAAUAAUGCUAUUUCAAAUAAAAAUUCUUCCAAUAAUCGUUCUAUUCAUAAUCAUGAUCAUCACCAUGCUCACGAUAAUCCAAUUGAUGCUAUUAAAAUCACAAAAAGACGUUCCGUAUCACCACCUCUACCAUCUCAUUCAAAGAAAUCUAAUGGAACUAUGAAAGAUCAUAACGAACACGAACAACAUAGUUUAAAUAAUGAACACCGUCUACACAAAAAGAAAAAUUCUCAAGCAGCGCUUCAUGUUAAACCUGGUAGUUUUCAUAAAGGUAAAACAGGUGUAAAACUUAAUAAGCCACGAAAAUCUACUAGAGUACAACGAAAACGUUUAACAACAACAACGCUACCUCAACAUCGUCUUGACAAUAAACAAAAGGUUUAA